This is a messenger RNA of Sporothrix schenckii 1099-18, 2001 nucleotides long. RefSeq lists its product as uncharacterized. Lineage: Eukaryota; Fungi; Ascomycota; Sordariomycetes; Ophiostomatales; Ophiostomataceae. The transcript has 3 exons. Bases 1 to 2001 code for a protein of 666 amino acids. Gene Ontology annotation, molecular function: ATP binding; ATP-dependent chromatin remodeler activity. The record is from RefSeq and is a predicted model, not a curated record.
AUGAACGAGUUGCCGUCUUCACAGGGCCUACAAGAUGACCUUCGGGGACUGGAAAGCCACCUGUUGGCCGCGGCGAGGCACCUUCAAGAGGCAACUAUUACCAUUGACAAAAGAAUGGCCGUGAUUCUGCAGGACAAUCUACAAGCCGGGCCUGCCAUGGUCGACGUUCCAGAGUCUGAAGGACUUCUGUUUGGUAACGACAGAAAAGACGACCACGGCGACCAGGACGACCAGGACGAAGAUGACAAUAGCAGUGACAACGACGAGGACAGCGACGAUGACGAGGAUGACAUGCUGGACAAAGCAGAGCUGGAGGCAUACUUUAACGGCCUAGAGAAUGGGAUUAUUGGACAAGGCUUGAAGCACGGCAUCCACCCGUUCCCGCAUCAGGUUGAGGCUGCUGCCGCCAUGCUCAGCGCGAGAAAGUCGAAAUUCAAGGGAAUGAUCUUGGCAGACCGUCCAGGCCUAGGGAAGACUCUAUCCUCGUUGAUGGCCAUUGCAGCCUCCGACCGCACCGGCCGCGGCCCUUGUGUCGUGGUUGCGCCCACAUCGUGCUGUUCUCAAUGGGUUGCGGAAGCGCGCCGUUUUCUCUCCAACGCCGUUCGGGUCAUCCUGGUCACAACCGAAGAUGUUUCGCCAGUAGAGGUCUAUAGCCACGACCUGGUGGUCACGUCCUACUCGCAUCUGGCAGCGGAGAUCUCUAGGAGACGACGAUUCGAGAGAGACAUGAAGGAGUUCACACGCCGGCCACGGGGCUGCGAACCAAAGGUGCCUCACCUGUCACUCUUUUCCGGCUUCUAUAAGCCCAAAUCCAAUCCGUGGGGUGAGUUUCUCAUAUUGGACGAGGCCCAUACAAUCAAGAACACGAACACACUGUCACACUUUGCCGUCUCUCAGUUUCGCGACAAUUUCGAUACCUGCAUCAUGCUGUCCGGGACACCAUUGGACAACACGUGGCAGGAUGGUUUUGGCUUGGUGUCGAUGCUUCGUGGUCACCCAUUUUCAACGCUCCCUUUGUUCGUCAACACAUUUUCAGAAGAACCUAAAAAUAAACGGGGCGUGAGAGUCCCGGAUGGCGAUUUCCUCGAUAGGUCGAUUCAGUUCUUCAAGGCCGUUUUACUGCGCCGCCCGCAGUCGACCAUCAACGACCUCCUCCCUCCUUUGACGCGGCACAGGAUCACUUUUCCCCUGCCAGAAAUAGAGCUGGUGCACUCCAACAAACUCUUUAAAAAGUUCACGGAUGCCGCCGGCAAGAUUGAUCGAGGCGGUCAAAGCAAGGGAAAGGGAUCAAAGCACAAACAAACACGUGAAGACGCAGCUGAAGCAUUUUCCCUGUUGUUUCAAUCCCAGCAGAUAGCGUACCACCCCCAGUUGUGGAGCGUCCCGUGGCUCGAGGAUGGGCUUCUCGACCCUGGUGACCCCGAUGACCCUGACCAUGACAGCCUGUGCUGCGACAGGGACGCCAGUACCAGAACGGAGUUGUUGUCACAGCUGGAAGAGGGCGAGGGCUGGCGGUCAGCUCGCGUGGAAGCCGUUUUGCGCACGGUUAUGCAACACAGACAUGCCCGCCCCGGAGACGCCAUUCUCGUCGUAGAUGAGUACGUUCUGUUCCUUUCGAUCCUGAAAGUCGCAUUUCGGAAGUUGCAUCCAGAAACAAAGGUCUUUAGCUACGAUGGAAGCAUCCCUGCCGACGUGCGGAGCUGCGUCCUCCAGUCGUUCCGGGAGACGACCGAGCCCAAAGUGAUGCUUCUAAGCCGCGGCGCCAGGGGUGUGGGACUCAACAUCCAAUGUGCAAAUGUGGUCAUCCAAUGCUGCCCAUUCUGGAAGCAAACGUGGGAGGACCAGGUCAUUGGCAGGGUGUACCGACCUGGUCAAAGCAUGCCAGUAUUCGUGUAUACGAUUGUGGCUGAGGGUUGUCAGAUUGAGGCGCAUAAGGAAAUGCGAAGAGACGAAAAGCAUGCCAUUAAUGAGAAAAUAUUAGAUGGCGUUACCUCAAAGUAG